Alnus glutinosa is the source of this 1429-nucleotide messenger RNA. Its product is annotated as putative RING-H2 finger protein ATL21A. The transcript is spliced from 2 exons. Lineage: Eukaryota; Viridiplantae; Streptophyta; Magnoliopsida; Fagales; Betulaceae. Gene Ontology annotation, molecular function: polysaccharide binding. The record is from RefSeq and is a predicted model, not a curated record. Bases 11 to 1159 code for a protein of 382 amino acids.
ACGGCCAUUAAUGAUAUGCCAACCCCUGGCCGGGCUCUGUCCUUCCAAAAUCAUGAGCAUCUUCAAAGCUCUGUUUCUUCUCCUCUUCCUUCCAUCCACCAUACGAGUUACAGUUACAGAGCCUUGCCCAAUCUCCAUGUGCGGCAGCAAAGGCAUCCCUAUUCGGUUUCCCUUCCAACGGCAAGACCAAAACUGCGGCUAUCCUGGCUUCAACCUGAGCUGCAGCGGUGAUCAGAUAACGGUUCUUAAACUUCCUUACGCCGGAGAAUUCUUUGUCCGCGGCAUCGAUUAUAUAAUGCAACAGAUACAACUCUACGACCCCGAUAACUGCCUUCCACAACGCCUUCUCCGCUUCAACCUUUCAGGGUCUCCGUUUGCUGCUGCGUAUUCUCAGAUGUACACAUUUCUCAGCUGCCCAUCUCAGCUCGCAAAGCCUAGCGGGUUCACAACCGUCGAUUGCCUCGGCAGCUCCACCAACUCUGUUAUAGCUACUUCGUCGACGAGUCUUGCGAAUUCGAUGCCUCCGUCAUGCAAGAUCAUUGCCACGCUGGCAGUUCCGGUGACAUGGCCAGAUCGUUAUUACGAAGGAUUCUCGACUAGCCUUAAUGGAGAUCUUCGCUUAAGAUGGGACGUACCUGAUUGUGGAGCUUGCGAAGCACAAGGCAGUUUGUGUGGGUUCAAGAGCAAUGCUAGUCAAGAAAUUGGUUGUUUCGAUUUUCCAAAAGCCCCAGGCGAAAACAGUCUCCGAAUUUUCAGGAUCAUGUGCUUCUCCAUUGCCUUACCGGCUAUCACAUUUAUCAUUGGGUUUGCAUGUUUCGCAUGUUUCAUGGACGCUGGCAGAAGAAGUAGGGCCAACAUUACUGCAGCUAUAGUGUCACCACAACCAACCAUCGUCAUGACGGGUCUGGAUGAGUCCACCAUUCAAUCCUAUGAAAAGCUAGUCCUUGGGGAGAGCCGGCGGCUACCGGGACCCAAUGACAGCACUUGCCCGAUAUGCUUGACGGAGUACUGCACCGAAGAGACGCUUAGAUGUAUACCGGAAUGCCAACACUGCUUCCAUGCCGAUUGCAUUGAUGAGUGGCUCCGACGGAAUAAUAGCUGCCCAGUCUGCCGAAACUCUCCAUCCCCUGCUCAGAAUGUUAUCUCAAAUAAUGAUUGAUAAAUUGUAAUUACCAUUCUUCAGUGUACGUAGUCUUCUUCCAUUUUGUUGUACAUGGAGUCGAUCUGUAACUUCUUGUGUAUUUUAACAUGUCUUUACUCUUAAUAUCCUUAGUUGCAACACCUGUCAUGCUUAGAGAAAAAGCAAUUUCAUGGAUUUUGUUCAUUUACAUUAGAUUUUUUGCCGGAAGCUGUAAGCAUUCAAUUCAUGCCAAGAAAAUUGUAAGCAUUCAAAAGGGACAUUUGAAUUUGUAUAUUCGUCCAUUGAAAA